CCUGGAGGUAUGUUUUUAUGAAAACACAAGCAAGCGGCAAUUGAAGCUCGACAACCAUUCUUUCACAACACCUAAGGUAGAAAAACAGCCUUUUCGAGUGUUUAAAAGCGUCAGCGGUUUCAUUUUAACAUCCAGCCACAUGACUGCAAGUAUAUCAGUCACGUGAAAGCUGGCCAUAUGAUUAGCAGACUGCGUUUCCCUUUCAGCUAAACAUCGCCGGUCAGAAGAAAACAUUACACGCGCACAUUUGCACUUUAAAAUUCACGAUGAUGGAAUGAUGUAUUCAGACUCUGUUUUUGAGGGCGUAAAUGUCCAUACGAAGUUAAACAAUGGUAAACAAGAACUCCAAAAAACGCACAAAACAAAAUGCCUUGGGAAACGAAACUGAGAAAGCAUCAUUUGCACUGACUGUGGAGCAUGAAAGAGAUGGCAACGUGGAACAGAUCUCUAGAAGGUCAGCUUGGCAAGACUUCAGGAGGAAAGUGUGCCUGCUGGUGCCAUACAUGUGGCCCCGGGGAAGUGUGUGGCUGCAGGUUCUAGUGAUUCUGUGUGUUGGACUGCUGGGUCUUGAGCGGGUCAUCAAUGUGUUUGUACCCAUUUACAGCAGGAAUAUAGUAAAUCAGCUGUCAGCAAUGGAGAACUGGAGAACCCUGGCCAUCACAGUCUGUGUUUACGUCCUCCUUAAGUUCUUCCAGGGCGGAGGGGUAGGGACAUCGGGGUUUGUCAGUAACUUGCGCAGCUUCCUAUGGACUCAUGUGCAGCAGUACACCAGCCGUGUGGUGCAGGUGCGUCUGUUCGCUCAUCUGCAUGGCUUGUCUCUUCGCUGGCACCUGGGUCGCCGCACCGGAGAUGUCCUGCGCAGCAUUGACCGUGGGACAUCUUCAGUCAACAACUUGUUAAGCUAUAUUGUGUUCAGCAUUGUACCCACUAUUGCUGACAUUGUCAUUGCCAUCAUCUACUUUGUGACGUACUUCAGUGCCUGGUUUGGCCUCAUUGUCUUCAUUUGCAUGUUUCUCUACCUCACUCUUACAAUCAUCAUCACUGAAUGGAGGACCAAAUACAGGCGAGAAAUGAAUACGCAAGACAACAAUGCAAAGUCAAAAGCUGUGGACUCGCUUCUCAACUUUGAAACUGUUAAGUACUAUAAUUCAGAGGGUUUUGAAGUCAGGCGCUUUGAGGAUGCUAUCCUGAAAUAUCAGGCAUGUGAAUGGAAGACCAAUGCCUCCCUGGCCCUUCUUAACCAAACACAGAAUCUGAUUAUUGGAUUAGGACUUUUGGCUGGAUCAUUGCUUUGUGCAUACUAUGUUACUGUGGACAAGUUUCAAGUUGGUGACUAUGUUCUCUUCGGAACCUACAUUGUUCAGCUCUACACGCCACUCAAUUGGUUUGGCACAUAUUAUAGAAUGAUACAAAGUGCAUUUGUUGACAUGGAGAGCAUGUUUGAUCUGCUAACAGAGGAAAAAGAGGUCAAAGAUACUGUGAACGCAGGAGACCUGUCUUUCACUAAAGGAAGAGUUGAUUUCAAGAAUGUGUGCUUUAGUUACACUGCUGGGAAAGAGAUUCUCAGUGACGUAUCAUUCACAGUGAUGCCCGGGCAAACAUUUGCUCUGGUUGGUCCGUCUGGAUCAGGAAAAAGCACCAUUAUCCGCUUGCUUUUCCGGUUUUAUGAUGUACAGAGUGGCUGUAUCCUCAUCGAUGGUCAAGACAUUGCAAAGGUGAGGCAGAACUCCCUGCGAUCCUACAUUGGUGUAGUUCCUCAGGACACAGUUCUGUUCAAUGACAACAUCCGUGAAAACAUUCGCUAUGGACGCAUCUCUGCAAGUGAUCAAGAAGUAGAGGAGGCUGCAGUGGCUGCUGAUAUCCAUGACAAGAUAUUAUCCCUUCCAGACGGAUAUGAUACAGAGGUGGGUGAGAGGGGUCUGAAGUUGAGUGGGGGAGAGAAACAGAGAGUGGCGAUUGCCCGCACAAUCCUGAAAUCGCCACGAAUUAUUUUGCUUGAUGAAGCCACAUCUGCUUUAGACAGUCAAACAGAGCGCAACAUUCAGGCUUCUCUUGCUAAGGUGUGUGCCAACCACACCACUCUCGUCGUCGCACAUAGAUUAUCCACCAUCGUCAGCUCUGAUCAGAUUCUUGUUCUUCAUGAUGGCCGGAUUGCAGAACAAGGAAGGCACGAGGAGCUGCUGGCCAAAGGGGGACUGUACGCAGCCAUGUGGUUAAAACAGCAGCAAACCCCAGAGUCAGAGGUCUCCACAGAAGAACAACCGCAGGAGCCGUAGCAGAGCGGCUAACACUGAUGGAUCAGCAGUGAUGAAUGAUGAUGGCUGAAAUCAAUCAGGAAAAUGGUAAAAGAGCCCACUGAGCUCCAGAGUUCAUCUCAGACACAGGGGCACCAGACUGCAUAGAAGCAAUGAACUAUGAACAGUGUUUCUGUGGGAAAGGUGUCAUUAAAGUUCCACCAGCCAUUGAGAAGCUUUAAAAAUGUUAGUUCACCCAAAAUGUUCAUCGUUUAUUUAAAAGUGUAAAUGACUUUCAUCUUUAGAAGAAGAAAAAAUUGGGAACCAAACAGUUUUGGUCACCAAUGAGACAAUUAUAUGGAUGGAAUAUCAAAAUAUCUUUCAUGGUGCACAACUGAAGAGUAUCCAUCUUAUAGGUAAUGGAUAUUGAUUUUAUUUUUAGGGGGUGAAAUAUCUUCUCAAUGUUUGGAGAACACAUUAGCAUAAAGAUACUGUAAUUAGGUGACUAUGUCAAGUCCUUUCUGUUACAUUAGUUUUUUAUAUCAACACUUUGUUUACACCCCUCUCAAUAACUAAUGACUGAUUAGAUUUUGAAGUAUAUCGUUUUGAUCUACAAGUGGGAAUUGUGGGUAAUAUGCUCAGGGUUGUCUUUCUUUUAUUAUUAUUAUGCUGGCACAAUGAAGUAUAGUAAUGUUUUACAUUUCAGUGUCACUGUUUUUACAGUCUUGAGCGAAUUGAUUAGGCUAAAUGUACAGUUAGUGUGUUUAAUGAUCGAUAAUAUUUAAAUUCAGAAACAUGUAGGCUGUGUGUAACAUAACAUGUGUAUUUUUUUUUUUUCAUUCUCUAAAACGUAAUUUAAAAAGACCAUCAGACCUCUUUAGGCUAUGCCAAAAAACUUAAACCAAAAUGUGGAUGCUUUUCAAACCACAAACAGUCUAUGCCACUUUGCCCUUGAUGAAGUCCAAAUAUCUAUCAUAUGUUAUAUAUCAACUUUUUAAAUGUAGAUUUAAAAAAAUGAACAUGGGAAAUACUAAUAAAAGUUAUUAAAAACUAGUAUUUUCAUUUAUAGAUGAGCUGAAUUUGAUCUUUCUUUUAGAUUCAUGUUGUUCUUUUUGAAUAGUUUUUCCUCAUUUCCCAAAUUUAUUAGAAAAAGUAUUGCUUUGAAAGUAUUAAAUAAGAAAUUUAGAGCUCAAUUCCAGUUCUACCCCUUCACUAGAUAGCCCUUCAAACGGAGAUCGUCUACAGUUUAAUUUUUUGGCUUUUUUAAGAAUUUUUACAACAAACAAACGUGUUUUAAUACAUUCAUAAUGCUAUUUGUGUUUUACAGUCAUGCUUUAAAAAACAAUAAAAAAAAAAACUGCAAAAUUUUAAACCAUAAACAUAACUCCUGAAUGGGAAUGACGUUUUUAAACUGUCUGAUAUAAGAAUGUUGCUUUCUUGUUUUAACAUGGAUGAAUACAGCCACGGUGUAAAUGCACAGUACAGUUACGAUCUUUUUGCCACAUUAGAUCAUUAAGGCAGCAUUUACACUGCAUUGUUUAGGUGACUCGAUUCCAUUUUUUUUUCUCCCAUGAAUAAAUGAAUUUAUUUAUUUAACAGGGACAAUGCACAAAAAUUACAUUAACCUCAAGGAGGAAAGAUGCAUUGUGCCAGGUUGUAGCAGGAUUGCUAAUUUCCACCUGCAGUCCCUGGACAGGUUAAAAGGAAAACAAUAAUAUCCACUAAAUUAAAAAAGUCUAAGUUUUUAAGCAUUCAAGCAUAAACGUACAUAUAAACUAUAACACUGACAACUCAAAAACAUCUCACUCUGUGUAUAAAUCUGAUUUGACAAAAAACACUUUCUAGUUUGACGUGAAAACAUCUUAUAAUUUGUACAUUUGAUUAUUUCUGUUGGGAGAGAAAUGUGGUACAGAUCGGCUGUGGCCCAUGUACGUACGUGUAAGCAGGAACAAAUCACAUGGAUUCCGAUUUACUCGAAUCAGAUUCAGGCCUUGUUCAUAUGUGGAAAAUUAUUCGUUAUGAAUCGGAUAGGUGUUCUCGUGUCUGCUGUAAAAGCAGGUAGAUCAGAUUUUCGUCUGUCAAUGUGAGUCGCGCACCAUUAAAAACCAUAGCGAAUGACGUCAAGUCUGACACUUUCACUUCAGAACAGACUUCAGCAGAGUCCCAAACCUUAAAUCUCAUACACAAGGAACUACACAACUUUUAUAUUGUCAUAUAGCACAGGUAUUUAAGCAUGUUAACGAGAGCAAGAGAGCGCAAUAUAACCAAUAUAAACUAAUAUAAAACUAGUGUAUAGCUACAUCACGUGCAUAAAUCAUGCCAAGGACAUUACAUCAACAUGCCUAAAGGUUUAAAAAAGCCUAUAUAUCAAAAGUAGAUGGACAAAUGAGAACCUUUCUGUCAUAAACUAUACAUCAAUAAAGAAAAGAGCACUUAGUAAUUAUCAGCUGUUAGUCAGCGCCGCUCUUUUUUUCUUGGUCAUUGCGCCUUUGCCGUGUGCUGUGUCGGUUGAGAGUCACUUUUAAAAGAUGAUGUAAGCAAAUCGGAUACAGUCACAAAAUCGGAACUGACCAUCAAGAUCUGCAGUGUAAAUGCAGCCUAAGAUAACAACAUAUUGUUGCCUUCUGUGAUUUUCUGAAGAAUAAGACCAAAAAAAGAACGUAACUGAAAUAACUACAGCAGUCACCAUUGUUGAGCUCAUGUGAAGUAAGAGCUCGCAACGACAUAUGACAUUUGUGGGUGUUGUCCCAUUUCUUAGGGGUAAAUUUUAAAGCCUUUCCCUUCACACUGUUUCAAGGGCCAAGGUAAAAAUUUUAAUUGGGCUUAAAGGUGCCAUAGAAUCUAAAUCUGUGUAUUACAAGUUGAAUAAGAUUUCAGUCUGUGGAAAUGACAUACAGUACACUGCUCCUCCUUCAAUAAAUCUCAUUUAAACAAAAGGCCACAAAAAAUACAUAAACCAGAACACAACACUUAGUUACAAUCCAGAUCAUUAAUAUGCCCCUUCCCUCCAUCUUUUGAUGGGCCACAGCAUUCCUGGUGAGAUGACAACGAUAUAAAUGUUUCCUUGUGUUUAAAGUUUCAAUUCAAAGUUAAAAUGUUCAAAGCUUAAUAUAUUUACUAUGUAUGCAGGACUCUUAUUGUGAAAACACAACAGGCGUUAAUGUUCUUAGUUCUAAGAUAAUGAAACAAGUAACUUUUGGAAAACCUCAUAUAGUCAAAGAUAAUCCAAACACUAUAUAUGGGUUUUAAAUGUAUUCAGCACACCCCCAAAUAGGCAUGAUGUCUGUUAAGCUGUAUCUUAUAUUAGUUUUAAUGUGUACAUUGUAAAAUUUGCUGUGUGCUUUUUCCCCAACUUGAUUUCACCAAGUAGGACAUGUUUCUGGAUUGACAUCUAUGUUGAUCCUGGAACAACAUUCCAAUCCUCAGAAUUAGGGGAUAUGUUUACAGUUUAUGUUAUGUUUAGGCAUACGGUUAGGUUUAUGCACUUCUACAUGAAUGUUAUGCUACUAUUUUGGGAAUUAUCUGAUUUUGGGAAUAAUUUAGUUGUUGUUGGGUUUAGGGGUAGGGAAUAGGAUGGAUUACAUUUUCGAACAAAGGAUCAACAACAGAUCUCUGUCCAGGAUCAACAUGUUAAUUUAGGAUUGCAUCGUACUUGGCAAAAUCAUGAUAUGCGUGUGUUUGUAAUGAGGCAACAGCGAUUUAACUUUGUUUAAUCCUUAUCUUAGCAUUCAGUUCUUGUGUGAUUUUUCUGGAGUGAAAGGAUGGCAAUAAGCUUCAUAGGACAAAGUUUUUGUUUAUUAUUCAGACAGGGUGAUAAUAGUAUGACAAUCUGUUUGUGUGAUCUGUUUAGGUUGAUAUAUGAAAACACAUCCAGACAAUUGUUUAAUCCACAAAAAAAAAAACAAAAAAAAAAAAA
Molecule: messenger RNA, 6150 nt
Organism: Danio rerio (zebrafish)
Lineage: Eukaryota; Metazoa; Chordata; Actinopteri; Cypriniformes; Danionidae
Source: RefSeq, a predicted model, not a curated record